AUGGUGCGCAGCACGAGGCCUCAGACCGCCAAGUAUCUGCGUAGUGUGGCGCUGGGGGAGGUGGCGCUAGCAGACAAGCUUGCCAGCUGGGCGGCGGCGCAGGAGAAGCAGAUGGCGUGCGAGGCGGCCAAGUGGCAGUGGGCCACUGCCGCCCAGUGGGCCCUCGCUCUCACACUCACGUCUUCCCAGAGGGACCUGCAGGUGGGUGCUCUAGAGGUGCUGUGGGUUGCAGUCCGAGAGUGGCGGUGGGCCACAGCAGCCCAGUGGGCUCUGGCUCUCACGCUCACGUCCUCACAGCGGGACCUGCAGGUGCGUGCUAUGACCGUCAUGCAAACCUUAGCAAGGUGGGGAGAUGGGGGAGAUGAAGAGGCAAUGUGCAACGACAACGAGGGGGAGGAAGGAGAGAACAGCGCACUAGUGGCCGUCACACAGUCGCCAACCUUCCAGAGAGGUGUGCUAGAAGAGACAAGGGAUGCCGCCCAGGUGCUGCAGGCAGUGCUUGGGGCAGCGCAGCAAGGAGAUCUCGUCAGCGCUGACGAGGCGACAGCUGUCGGAAGACAAGUGGUGGACGGCUGUCAGCCGCGUGGUGCAGGGGCUGGCCGUGAUGGCGAGGCAGGCCUAGCCCUGAUGGCGAAGCAGGUGCAGGCGAAGCUCGAGGCAGACGGCAGUCUGAGAGACUCUGCCAGCUCAGCAGGGGCGGUUGCGGGUGGCAGGUGGGCGCAGCUCGCAGCAACGGGGGAGGAGAUGGCGGGCGGCAGAGUGCCUGGUGGUGGCACAUGGGUGCGCCUGGUAGCUACUGGGGAGGAGACGGCGGUCGGGAGGGUUGUGUUACUGGGAGGAGGGAGGGGUUGCUGCACUGUGCAUGGGGGCAGAGUGGUGUCUAUGGGGGAGGGGAGCCGGUUGGGGGGGGAGCGGAGCUGGUUGGGGGGGGAGCGGAACCGGUUGGGGGGGGAGCGGAGCCGGUUGGGGGGGGAGCGGAGCCGGUUGGGGGGGGAGCGGAGCCGGUUGGGGGGGGAGCGGAGCCGGUCGGGGGGGGGAGCGGAGCCGGUUGGUGGGGGAGGUGAGGCGGACGGGGGCGGCGGAGAAGCAGAAGACGGAGAAGGGGAGGGGGAUGGGGGAGGAGGAGAGGGGGAAGGGGAUGUGGUGGGAGGCGGAGUGGGCGAGGAGGCGGAACCGGAGCAUUGGGACUGGCAGCCUGCGCCGCAGUGA
Molecule: messenger RNA, 1209 nt
Organism: Closterium sp. NIES-65
Lineage: Eukaryota; Viridiplantae; Streptophyta; Zygnematophyceae; Desmidiales; Closteriaceae
Source: the annotation of a GenBank genome assembly